AUGGCAAAGACCACUGGAACAGUCCAAGAACCGGCAUCAUCUCCAAGAUCAUACAAUGUGGAGACGGAGCUGGGAACGCUGAGAAGAAACCGGGCUCAGCUGACUGUUCUUCCAGAACCUGGCCAGCCGCAGGAAGACCAGCCCGACUCUAAUGUGACUGUGACCAGAUACGGGAGAGUCUCCCGCCCACCUGAAAGACUGGACUGUGGGAGAAUUCCUGAUGAUGUCCUGAGGAGAGUUAUAGAGAAUCAUAAAGCCAGUCUGAAGAGGAGGUUUGAGAACAUAUCUGAAGGCAUCAUCAAACCAGGAGCUGAGACACCCCUCAAUAAGAUCUACACUGAGCUCUACAUCACAGAGGGAGAGAGUGAAGGAGUGAACAAGGAACAUGAGGUGUGGCAGGUAGAGUCAGCAUUCAGAGCACAAACCACAGAAGACACACCAAUCAACUGCAAUGACAUCUUCCAGCCCUUACCUGGACAGGAGAAGCGCAUCAGAACUGUGAUGACCAAAGGUGUUGCUGGCAUUGGAAAAACAGUCUCAGUGCAGAAGUUCAUUCUUGAUUGGAUAAAUGGGGUAGCCAAUCAGAAUGUAGACUUUAUAUUUCCCCUUCCUUUCCGUGAGCUGAAUUUAGUCAGGAGUGAACAGUAUAGUCUUAACAAGCUCCUGCUUGACUUCCAUCCUGAACUGAAGGAGCUGAAGGAUGGUGAAGAAUACAAAGACUGUCCGGUUGUGUUCAUCUUUGAUGGUUUGGAUGAGAGUCGAUUACCUCUGAAUUUCCAAAAGAACAUGAUAUCUGAUUUAAAACAAACAUCAUCAGUGGAUGUUCUGAUGACGAGCCUCAUUCAGGGGAGUCUGCUUCCCACUGCACUCAUCUGGAUAACCUCACGACCAGCAGCAACCAAUCACAUUCCUGCUCAGUGCAUCCAUCAGAUAACAGAAGUACGAGGGUUCAAUGAACCACAGAAGGAAGAGUACUUCAGGAAGAGAAUCUGUGAUGAGAGUCAGGCCAACAGAAUCAUCUCACACAUUAAGGCUUCCAGGAGUCUCCACAUCAUGUGCCACAUUCCAGUCUUCUGUUGGAUUGCAGCCACAGUACUUCAGCAGAUGCUGGACAACACUCAAGACAUUCCCAAAACUCUGACUGAGAUGUUCAUACGCUUCUUGCUCGUCCAGACCAGAAGGAAGGAUCAGAAGUAUCAGAGUGGAACUGAAAAAGAUCAAGAGAAACUUUUAAAAUCUCAGAAAGAGAUUUUACUGAAGCUUGGAGAACUGGCUUUCAAGAAUCUAGAGAAUGGCAAUCUGAUGUUUUAUGAGGAAGACCUGAAAGAUUGUGGCAUUGAUAUCAGUGAAGCCUCAGUGUACUCUGGCAUGUGCACUGAAAUCUUCAAGGAAGAAUCUGUGUUUCACCAGAGGAAGGUCUACUGCUUUGUGCAUCUGAGCAUCCAGGAGUUUCUUGCAGCUGUGUUUGUGUUUCACUCUUAUGUGACUGAGAACCUCGAGGCACUGAAAUCCCUCGUCAGUGAAGAACAUAGAGUUGAUCCCAGUCCAUCUUUUAUAUCAUCUUUUCUAUCAGUCCUGGGAUUAAAAUCUCAAGACCAUCUACAUAUGUUACUUAAGAGUGCAGUGGAUGAGGCUUUGAAAAGCAGGAAUGGACACCUGGAUCUUUUCCUUCGAUUCCUUAUGGGCAUCUCUUUGGAGAGCAAUCAAAGACUUUUGAAAGGUCUACUGAACAAACAAAGCACCUCAAAGAGCGUUGAUGAUGCAUGUCAAUACAUUAAGAAGCUCAACAGGGAAGAUCUCUCUCCGGAACGAUGCAUCAAUCUUUUCCAUUGCUUAUUAGAAAUGAAUGAUCAUUCUAUGCACAAAGAAAUACAAAAAUAUCUGGAGUCACCAAAGAACUUCGAAGAGAAAUUGUCCCCUGCUCACUGUUCAGCACUGGCCCACAUACUUCUGAUGUCUGCGGAGGUGCUGGAUGAGUUUGACCUGAAGAAAUACAACACAUCAGAUGAGGGACGCAGGAGACUGCUGCCUGCUGUGAGAUGCUACAGAAAGGCACGACUUGCUGAAUGUACACUUAAAUAUAAGUCCUGUGGAACUGUGGCUACUGUUCUACAGUCACCAAACUCCCUGACAGAGCUGGACUUGAGUAACAAUGACCUGGGAGAUUCUGGAGUUCAGCUUCUCUCUAACGGACUGUCUAGUCCCCACUGCAAACUGCAGACAUUAAGACUUGCUGAAUGCAAACUCACAGAUAAGUCCUGUGGGUUUGUGGCUACUGUUCUACAGUCACCAAACUCCCUGACAGAGCUGGACUUGAGUAACAAUGACCUGGGAGAUUCUGGAGUUCAGCUUAUCUCUAAUGGACUGGCUAGUCCCCACUGCAAACUGCAGGCAUUAAGACUUGCUGAAUGCAAACUCACAGAUAAGUCCUGUGGGUUUGUGGCUACUGUUCAACAGUCACCAAACUCCCUGACAGAGCUGGACUUGAGUAACAAUGACCUGGGAGAUUCUGGAGUUCAGCUUAUCUCUAAUGGACUGGCUAGUCCCCACUGCAAACUGCAGGCAUUAAGACUUGUUGAAUGCAAACUCACAGAUAAGUCCUGUGGGAUUGUGGCUACUGUUCUACAGUCACCAAACUCCCUGACAGAGCUGGACUUGAGUAACAAUGACCUGGAAGAUUCUGGAGUUCAGCUUCUCUCUAAUGGACUGGCUAGUCCCCACUGCAAACUGCAGGCAUUAAGGCUCUCUGAUUGUCUCAUCUCAGAGAAGGCUUGUAUUAGUCUGGCUCCAGCUCUGUCUUCAAACCCCUCCCACCUCAAAGAGCUGGAUCUGAGCUGCAAUCAUCCCGGGGAAUCAGGACCAAAGCUGUUAUCUGCUAGACUGAAAUAUCCUGUCUGUAAACUGGAGAUUCUUAAACAUCCAGUGCAAGAGCUCAUGUCUAAGGGCCGGUCCACACGGAACCUGGAUUGCCUGAAUCUGGAAGAAAUGUUGUUGGAUCUACCUUCCGUCCACACGAACCCCGUGGAUUGGCUCACACUGGACCCAAACACAGCAUACACAGGUCUCUCUCUCUCUGAGGGAAACAGAAAGGUGACACGUGUGAAUAAGAAGCAGCCGUAUCCUCGCCACCCAGAGAGAUUUGAUACGAGGCCUCAGGUGUUGUGUAGAGAGGGUCUGUCUGGACGCUGCUACUGGGAGGCUAAGUGGAGUGGGGGGGCUUGUAUAUCUGUGGCGUAUAAAAGCAUCAAGAGGAAAGGGGGUGAUGACAGUGCACUGGCAUAUAAUGACAAGUCCUGGGGUUUGUGGUGCUCUCCUGACAGUCUCUCUGCCAGGCACAAUAAUAAACGCACUGACAUACAUGUCCCCUCCUCCAGCAGAGUAGGAGUGUACCUGGACUGGCCGGCUGGCACUCUGUCCUUCUACAGCGUCUCCUCUGACACACUCACCCACCUGCACACGUUCCACUCCACAUUCACUGAGCUCCUCUAUCCUGGGUUUUAUGUUUAUUCUGAGUGCUCAGUGUCCCUGUGCCAGAUCACAUGACCUCCCCAUGCUACAGGAGUCACCCACUCCUAUUCAUACACAUGAGUGGUGCUGUGAUGCUAUGGAAAUAGUGAUAUGUGUACUCUGUUUAUACACCACUGCUUUGAUGAUACUAUGUAUAUCUGUUGUAUAUUUUGUGCAUUUUUUUAAUUGAAGACGUGGGUUAUAAGAAUUGUUCAGCAACAAUAUGAUGUAUUCUUGUCUCCUUAAGCUUUAAUUAUUUGCUGCAUUUUUUUAAUAAGAUGGUAUGGGGUCUCUGUGUAUG
Messenger RNA from Clupea harengus (Atlantic herring), 3808 nucleotides. RefSeq names its product NACHT, LRR and PYD domains-containing protein 3-like. The record is from RefSeq and is a predicted model, not a curated record. The coding region runs from base 1 to 3543 and encodes 1180 amino acids. Lineage: Eukaryota; Metazoa; Chordata; Actinopteri; Clupeiformes; Clupeidae. The transcript is spliced from 10 exons.